AUGAAAAUAUCAAAUCGAAUUCCUAUGUUUAUUUGUUUAAGAUAUUCAAUUAAUUAGACUGCAUUGUUUUCAGCUAAAAUUAGAAACAGAUAAACUAUGAUGCUAAUUAUGAACAAGGAAAUAUAUAUGUCUAUUCAUCUCAAAAAGUUAGAAAUGAUAUUUGACAAAUCUAUAAUUAAUUAAUUAAUUAUAUUGUAAUUUGGCAUCGUGAUUUAAGCUCAAGAGACAAACAAUACUGAAGAAGAGAUUUCAGAUUAUUGUGAUGCAGUUGCCAAAGACACUUCUUUUAAGGUGAAUGUAACAGUUUCAGAUAUUAACAAUAAAAAUUAUUGUGUUGAAGGUGGAUCUCGUGUGGCUUUAUUCGACACAAUUUAACAAGAAGAUCAAUAUGUGUAUUUGUCUGAACAUUAUUGUGCCAACUUAUAACAUUAUCCAAUUACUUGCGAACAAUAUUAUCACGCUUCAGAAUAUGAUAAAAAAGCCAAAGCCAACUAUAAGAAGCUCUAUGAAGAUUAUAAGGCCACUGGAGUACCCAACUCUGAUUGUUUGGGUAUUGCAAGAUUCGUUUUCUGUGCUGAAUAAUUCAAAUAUUGCAGCACAGAUGAUGGAAAUACCGAUUAUGAAAUCUGCAGUUUCUUAUGUGUCAUUUGGCAAAAUAGAUGUCCUGAUUACAGUGAUAUUUACGAUCGUGUUUGUGCUAAUGGAGGAGGAGAAAAUGGAAGAUGCAGUUAUGCAAUUAACUAUACUUUUCUGUUGUUUUUCAUUCUAUUUUUAUUAUAUUGA
Molecule: messenger RNA, 783 nt
Organism: Paramecium tetraurelia
Lineage: Eukaryota; Ciliophora; Oligohymenophorea; Peniculida; Parameciidae
Exons: 4
Source: RefSeq, a predicted model, not a curated record